UCUGGGUCCUGAGUGAAAAACACCGUCCGGGGGAGCGACCAACUUCUGACUCUGUUUUUAUUACCGUUAUAUUUUAUUUUCUCAUUCCUCCAGCCGCCUCGUCUCUCUCGGAAACACUUCCCCGGCCGAGGAGCAUCGAAGUCCGGCGCUGACACCGGCGCUGCCCCGCCGGAGCCGCGGAGGAGUUGUUUGUGAAGUCGGGGUGAAAAUGGAGAGCUCCGCGGAGUGAGAGUGGGGUGAGGAGGCGGGUCCUGCCCUUCUGCUAGCCGCUAGCUGCUAGCAUGCUAACACAGGCUCCGAAGUUACGAGAGCCUCCCUCCGCUGUGAUCCUCCAGGGGAGCUGCUCUAUCUGCUGUUCCACCGCUGCUGACGCUGCAGAUUCUCCCGAUGGAUCCCAGCUCAGUUGAUGGUUCGACUGGUUGUGGAAGUUCUGCGUGAAUCCUGAGGACCAUGAUGCAUUUCUGCUGAAGGCGACAACACUUAACAAGCUCUUCUCCUGAUCAAUCGUUCCUUGUGCAUCGAGGAUCCAAACCCACCCGUAACAUUUUAACGUCAUCUGAGAUGGGGCCCUGGUAGCUUCUUCAAGGGGUUUGAGGUCCCCCCCCCCCCCUCCUGUGUGUGGGCAUAAGACCCAUCAACACAGGUCUAUAGAAGAAAGCUGUGACCCGGUGGUAAAGCACUUGCUGUGGGAGUAGAGACGCCCGGCGUGAUUAGCAAAAUGCGUUCAUGAGCUCCUCGGCUGUUAAACUGGAUCUAAGUGGUCGUCUCGCUCGUGCUCAGGAGCUGUGACUGCUGAUGCCAGCUCGUCGGGACCUGAGGGGGUGUGAUCAGCUUUAUUCAUGAACCCUGUGACUCGGCGUGGGUACGGCCUGGAUGUUGGAUCUGCUGCAGCGGUGAUGAGGCCGGGCUCCUGGGGGCCUGCGUGGCUGGAUGGGCAGCGGCCCACGGUGAUGUGAUGGGGUGCAGGAACAGUAAGGUCCUCCCUGAGCCUCCGGGGGACGUUCAGUUGGACCUGGUCAAAAAGGUUGAUCCUCCGCAGCCCCCCCAGACAGAUAUCUUCAAGCACUUCAUACGAGGGGAUGGCACUGGAAGCAAGACGGGCGGGGGUGGGGGUGGGGGCGGUGACAAGGCCGACUCCGCCUCCCCAUAUCAGGCCCAGGCACAAGCUGCCACUCCCACCGCCUCCGCCCAGCCGCCCAAGGACCCGUCCGAUCUGUCGGACCCUCAGCGCAAGAAGGUGGCGAAGUAUCGAGCCAAGUUCGAUCCCCGGGUCACGGCCAAGUACGACAUCAAGGCUCUGAUUGGACGAGGGAGUUUCAGCCGGGUUGUUCGCGUGGAACACAAGAGCACGCGGCAGCCGUACGCCAUCAAGAUGAUCGAGACUCGCUACCGGGAGGGGAGGGAGGUGUGCGAGUCCGAGCUGUGUGUCCUCAGGCGCGUUCGCCACACCAACAUCAUCCAGCUGAUGGAGGUGUUCGAGACGGCCGAGCGGGUCUACAUGGUGAUGGAGCUCGCCACCGGAGGAGAGCUCUUCGACCGGAUCAUCGCUCGCGGCUCCUUCACCGAGCGGGACGCCACCCGGGUGCUGCAGAUGGUUCUGGACGGCGUCAAGUACCUCCACACGCUGGGGAUCACUCACCGGGACCUGAAGCCGGAGAACCUGCUCUACUACCACCCAGGGGCCGACUCCAAGAUCAUCAUCACCGACUUCGGCUUGGCCAGCAGCAGGAAGAAGGGCGACGAGUGUCUGAUGAAGACCACCUGCGGCACGCCGGAGUACAUCGCGCCGGAGAUCCUGGUGAGGAAGCCCUACACCAACGCCGUGGACAUGUGGGCGCUGGGCGUGAUCUCCUACAUCCUGCUGAGUGGAACCAUGCCGUUCGAGGACGACAACCGCAUGCGGCUGUACCGACAAAUCCUCAAGGGGAAGUACAGCUUCUCCGGAGAGCCGUGGCCCAGUGUGUCCAACCUGGCCAAAGACUUUGUGGAGCGGAUUCUGACGGUGGACCCCAGCGAGCGUCUGACCGCCGGCCAGGCCUUCAAGCACCCCUGGGUCGUCAGCAUGGCCGCCUCCUCCUCCAUGAAGAACCUGCAGCGCUGCAUAUCUCAGAACCUGCUGAAGCGGGCGUCCUCGCGCUGCCACAGCACCAAGUCGGCCCAGUCCACUCGCUCCAGCCGCUCCACCAAGUCCAACAAGGCCCGGCGGGUGCGUGAGAAGGAGCUGCGCGAGCUGAACCGGCGCUACCAGCAGCAGUACAACGGCUGACAGGGGGGGGGGGGCGGGACAGCUGAUGACUGCAGCGGACCUUGGACUUUAAGGGAAACAGCACUACAGAGACUGAACUUUCACAAUGACUGUCACCAUUCUAUGAUGCUUCCAGUGUUAAAGGCCUAAAUGGGUUAAAAUUCCCCCAAAAGAGGGAAAUAAUGUGACUGAAUCAGUUUCUUCAAGCAAGAAAUCUAAUUGAGGUUGAAAAGUAACUGAGGAGAUCGAGCAAAUCAAAGGUGAUUCCUGAUCCUUAAAGACAGUGACGUGAAUGAAUCCUCAUGGUUCUGUGUCUCCUGAUGAGGACACAGAAGGACACACCAGCAAAGUGUUUCAUUCCAUCAUCUCUCCGUCCGUUCCUCCACCUUCUCCUCGGCUGGACGGUGCCUUCCACUCCUUUUUUUUUAACUUUGUCUUUCCAUUCCUGUGUCUCUACAUAUUUAUUUAUUAUUGUUGACGUGAUUAUUAGUCUCCAUUCAAAUGGUCACUGGAUGAUGACCUUCUGCGAGGAUCUGUUGAACAGAGUUCUGGGUACUGACGUUUCUAAGAAGAAGGGGAAACUU
Messenger RNA from Limanda limanda (common dab), 2829 nucleotides. It is a transcript of the gene pskh1, whose product is annotated as protein serine kinase H1. Gene Ontology annotation, biological process: protein phosphorylation. The transcript is spliced from 4 exons. Gene Ontology annotation, molecular function: protein kinase activity; ATP binding. The record is from RefSeq and is a predicted model, not a curated record. NCBI's taxonomy places the organism in Eukaryota, Metazoa, Chordata, Actinopteri, Pleuronectiformes, Pleuronectidae. Bases 956 to 2266 code for a protein of 436 amino acids.